UGUGUAUAUUGUGUAUGUCGGACACGUGGUAACCCAUAGACAUCUAUUUGUCAUGCGCGCGGUAAUGGCGAUACCGUGACACUUCUCGAACUCGUGUAAACGAUCCGAAGAAUGUUGAUAUGCAAUCGAAGAAAUAUCUCCAGUUAACAUUGGCGAUACUUAAGCCGCACGUCGUCAAAUCCCCUUUCGCUCUUCAGAUUCGCGAUUUAAUAAUCGACAAUAAUUUCAAAGUUGUCAGAUCGCGCAGGGCGACGAUAUCUCGCGAAGAGGCGGAGUUGUUUUACAAGGAGCACAGAGACAAGUUCUUUUACAAUCGUCUCGUGACAUUUAUGUCCAGCGGCCCAUCCGAUAUUCACAUCCUGGCGGCUCACGAUGCUGUCGCCAAGUGGCGACAGUUGAUGGGCCCUACUAAGGUCUAUCAAGCACAAUACAAUGCUCCGGACACUAUCAGAGGCAUGUUUGGUCUGUCGGAUACCAGGAAUGCCACACACGGAUCUGAUUCAACAGAGUCGGCAAAGAGAGAGAUUGCAAUAUUCUUUAAGGACUUUGAUACAAAGAAGUGGUACGACAAAGAGGAGAUAUUUUAUAAUUUGGGAAAAUUGCAGUUUGAUCCAAUAUCUUUUGUGCAUACUAUCGACAGAAGCUACUUAGAAAAGCAGAAUGAGCAUAUUAGAAAAUAAUCAGCAUUGUUAAUUUAUUAAAUAAAAUAUUAUUUAUUAUUUU
Molecule: messenger RNA, 723 nt
Organism: Formica exsecta
Lineage: Eukaryota; Metazoa; Arthropoda; Insecta; Hymenoptera; Formicidae
Product: nucleoside diphosphate kinase 6-like
Exons: 4
Coding region: 120-680 (186 amino acids)
Biological process (GO): CTP biosynthetic process; UTP biosynthetic process; GTP biosynthetic process
Molecular function (GO): nucleoside diphosphate kinase activity
Source: RefSeq, a predicted model, not a curated record